Molecule: messenger RNA, 2033 nt
Organism: Pocillopora verrucosa
Lineage: Eukaryota; Metazoa; Cnidaria; Anthozoa; Scleractinia; Pocilloporidae
Product: UBX domain-containing protein 7
Biological process (GO): proteasome-mediated ubiquitin-dependent protein catabolic process
Cellular component (GO): nucleus
Molecular function (GO): ubiquitin binding
Source: RefSeq, a predicted model, not a curated record
UUCAAGAUGGCGACUAGAAUGAAAGUGACCUCCAGUGUCAUAGAACAGUUUGUCAAUGUUACAGGAGCCUCUAAAGAGAUUGCAAGAUCAAUGCUGGAAGCUUGUAAUGGAAACUUGGAAAUGGCGAUCGAAAUGCACUUAGAUUCGUGCGAGGUUCCCGAAUCAGGAGUCUCGGGUGCUAGUUCUUCCGCGACCAGAUUAAAUUUUGCAGCUGGGUCUUCCAGUAAUUCUCAUCAAAAUGUUGAUGAUGUACGGGCUCCUAUUCCUCAGACCCAUGGUAUUUUAGUGGAACCAUUUCAAGCAUAUCCAACCAGAAAACGACAAGCUAAAUCAGUGUUUGAUGCAUUCCGAGAUUUUCAAGCUGAAGCAAGACAACAAGAAAGUGCUAGCACUUCCUCUGUUAUGACAGGAAAGAAGAAAACCCUACAUGAUUUAUUCCGCCCACCAAUUGAUCUCCUACACAAAGGAACAUUUGAGACUGCUAAAGUUGAUGGCCAGCAUCAUAGUAAGUGGUUGUUAGUGAAUGUCCAGGAUGUGCGAGAAUUUUCAUGUCAGCAGUUAAACAGGGACGUGUGGAGUAAUGAGGCAGUGAGAAAUAUUAUCAAGGAGCGCUUUGUUCUUUGGCAGGUGUACAGAGACAGUAAUGAGGGAGAUCGCUUUAUCCAGUUCUAUCAUGUGACAAAAUAUCCCUUUUUAGCUGUUCUUGAUCCUAGGACAGGGGAGAAACUGGUAGAAUGGGGUUACAUGGAUGCUCAGGCAUUUUGUGAAUGUGCGGCAGAAUUUCUUUUACAACAUCCUUCUCUUGAAGGAGACACUCCACCAGCCAAGAAAAGAAGAAGUGAAUCAAUCGUAGAUGCCUCUGAAGAUUCGCAGCUUCGUGCUGCCAUAGCAGCAUCAUUACAGUGCACCAAAUUUGAAACCAAAAAUGACGAGAACAGCGAGGAUGAUGACGAAGACUUUGAGGAUUUAGAAUUUAGUGGUUCAGAUUCUGACGAGGAACACAAAACACCAGCAAAGAAUGUAAACAAUUCAAGUACUGUUGAUAAAAAAGAUGUGAAAAGAGGAAUAAACUUUGAUGAGCCUUCCAAUAAUGGCGAAGGAACUUCUAUCAAAGGGAAGGAAUCGCCGGAAAGUGAACUCUUGAAAAGUAAUGACUCAGUAAAGAGGAAAAAUAGCACAGGAGUUGAAGAAAGUGCGCAAAAUAAUUUGGAGAAAACAGAGGAAGUUAGGGAAACUGAAUCUGAAGCUAAGGAAACAGACAACACUUCAAACCUGAGAACACAAGAGCAGGCUGGACCUAUGUGUAAUAUUAUGGUACGUUUUCCGAAUGGCUCUCGUACCCACAUCUCUCUGAGUGCCGAGUCAUCUUUAAAGGAUCUCGUCUUGUUGGUACAGAAAGAGGGUUACCCCAAUGAACGUUACGAACUCGUCACCAACUUUCCACGGAGGAAAUUGUCCAGCCUGGAUUUCGGGACGACUCUUAAAGCUGCGGGACUAUUCCCGCAAGAAACAGUUUUUGUUCAAGAGAGAUGACGAGUGUUAAAACUCUUCACCCGAUAAAGAGCGCGAUACGAAGAGGUGAAGACGCCAACAGAUCGGGCCCACGAAGAUAGAACGAACACUGCCGAAGAAUAUAAAUUAAACGUACACAGGCCUUGAUGAGACUAUCUUAUAAAUGUAAACGUCAAAUGUCGAGACAUAAUUGAGUGCGCGAGUGUUGAGUUUCAGUUUAAGAUGUACAAAGAGAGUAGAUCAUCAAGAAACAUUUGGUCGCCAAAUUAAAAGUUCAAUUUUUUUUUUAACACUACGAGUACUCAAGGGUUUCUCCAUCUGUUUUAUCCUUAUCUAGUACCAAUAUUUUUCAUUUUCGACGUCCCAUAUGAUUUCCGCUCAUAUUAGAAUACAACUCGAUCUCCAUGUUUUCAUUGACAAAUAUAUUCACGUUUUAUAUUAAAACAUGAAACAGUCUUGGCCGGCCUACAAAUUAAAGCCCGCAUUCAUCUUUACCAACUUCUUGGUAACUAGACUUAAUU